Messenger RNA from Bipolaris oryzae ATCC 44560, 924 nucleotides. RefSeq lists its product as uncharacterized. The record is from RefSeq and is a predicted model, not a curated record. The coding region runs from base 1 to 924 and encodes 307 amino acids. NCBI's taxonomy places the organism in Eukaryota, Fungi, Ascomycota, Dothideomycetes, Pleosporales, Pleosporaceae. The transcript has a single exon.
AUGACAUCCGUCAUCAUCUUCGGCCCGACUGGCCAAGUAGGAUCUGCUGCCGCACGAACAGCCGGAGAUCUUGGAGCCAAAGUAUGGCUGGCAAUGCGAGAUACAUCGAAAAGCAUCCCUGGUCUCACCAAAGAGUCCGCUGGUGACUUUCAUCGGAUCCAAGCCGACCUGAACAAACCCCAGACCGUCAGCCAAGCCAUUAGGACCUCUGGAGCCAAACGCGCGUUUAUCUAUUUGAUUCAUCAUGAAUAUGAACACCUCCACGACGCCAUAACUGCAAUGAAAAACGAAGGCGUCGAGUUCAUCGUCUUCUUAAGCAGUUUCACAAUCUAUACCAACCAAGCCCUCCGCGCCAUCUCCCCACACGAUCUCCUCCCUUUCGUCCACGCCCAAGUUGAAGCAAGCCUAGAAGAACUCUUUGGUCCAGAUAAAUACGUCGCUGUGCGCCCCGGAUGUUUCGCCACGAACCUACUAUCAACCAGAGACGGCAUCCUCGCAAACGACGUCAGAUUGUAUGGCGCCGAGUUCGAGCAAGACAAUAUAGUACCGAGUGACAUUGGCAGCGUCAUAGGCAACAUCAUCGUUUCUGGUUCCAAAGGUCAGAAAAUCGUGUAUCUUUAUGGGCCCGAGGUACUCUCGAUACGAGACAGCGUCGCAAGAAUCGGCAGUGUUCUCCAGAAAGAUUUAAAAAUAGCGACUCUGUGUCCUGAGGAAGCAUAUCAGAAGUACAUUAAGCGCGGCAUGCCUCCGUCUUUUGCAGAGUACAUGGUUAAGACGCUGGGUACCAAAGGUCCGGAUAAGGGCGAUGGUAAGCGGUUCCCUCACUACGAGGAAGGAGUAAGGAAUAUGGCACUUUAUACGGGCCGGCCGCCGAUGAGUCUUGAGGAGUGGGUGAGGCAGAACAAGACGAUAUUUGGGGCGUGA